This is a messenger RNA of Aspergillus wentii DTO 134E9, 1517 nucleotides long. RefSeq lists its product as uncharacterized. The transcript is spliced from 3 exons. The record is from RefSeq and is a predicted model, not a curated record. NCBI's taxonomy places the organism in Eukaryota, Fungi, Ascomycota, Eurotiomycetes, Eurotiales, Aspergillaceae. Gene Ontology annotation, molecular function: monooxygenase activity; FAD binding. The coding region runs from base 29 to 1435 and encodes 468 amino acids.
CACAUGCAAACACAUCUUCAACCCCAAAAUGAAGAUCAUCAUCAUCGGUGCCGGAAUCUCCGGAUGCACGGCCUAUCUGCAGCUAAAGAAACAUCUUCCAAAAGCCGUCAAACAUGACUUCACCAUCUACGAAGCAUACAGCACCCACCCCGACACUACAGCCCAAGAUCGGCAGGGAUCGACUCAUUCAUCGACGCUGGUCGUGGGAGGGGGGCUGGGGGUUGGUUCGAACGGGCUGAAUGUUCUCAAACGUCUAGAUGAAGAUCUGCUCCGUGAUAUUGUUCGUGGGGGGUAUACAGUCGACCACUCCAAUCUGAAGAAUAAAAACGGGCGACUUCUUAUGCGGAUGGACUCGACGGAUUCAUCACAGGAUGAUGGUAAACAGGGAAUGAAUAUGGUCGCCACAAGUCGCCACUCACUGUGGAAAUGUCUGCGCAGGCGUAUCCCAGACGACGUCAUCAUCAACAAGCGAGUCUCGCGCGUCGUGGCAAACGCAGCAGGUCGGAAUAUCGUCAGCUUCAGCGAUGGAAGCGCCGACGUGCAGGCGGAUUUGGUCAUCGGGGCGGAUGGGAUUAAAAGUAUUGCUAAACGGGCUGUUUUUGCUGAUGACGGGGAUGAUCACUAUCCUCCACAUUACGAGGGUCUUGUUGGGAUCGGUGGGUUUAUUCCCUCGGAUGAAGUUAGAGAUUAUGUUGAAAAAGGUUCGAUGAAUUUCAUCUUUGGUGGAAAUGGAUUCUUCGGGUAUUUCUUUUCAGAAAGCAAUCCAUCAGAUCCAAAUCGAGAUUCACCAUAUGAUAUCUCCGAACCGGGAGAUUCCAUCGCAUGGUGGUCAACCUACGCAGUGGAUGUCUGUCCAAAUCCAAAAACCAUCGACAAGGAAGACAUCGUCCGUCAAUUACAAGGGAGACACGGAGAAUGGGAAGAUCCUGUCGUCCAGAAAAUCAUCCAUUCCGUGCAGGUGGAUAGUAUGUAUCCAACAUGGACGUCACCGCAGCUGCCAACAUGGGAACGAGAAGGCGUCGUCCUCGUUGGUGAUGCAGCACAUGCUCUACCAUCGAGUUCAGGACAGGGAUCUUCACAGGCACUAGAGGAUGUUGAAGCAUUCGCUUUGUUUCUGGCAUACUUUCUUCGCAGGGAGUAUGAAUGUCCACUUCCACCACAGAUUGCAGCGGAGAAGCAGGCUAUCAAGACAGCUGCCAAGUACUAUGUGGAUCUGCGUCAGCCGCAUGUCAGGGGGAUUCUGGAACAUGCGCAGAAGAUACAGGAUCAUAAGCGGGAGAUGAAUAUCGUUCAGGAGUAUUUUAUGUACGGCGUGAUGUGGAUUUUAGGAUUCUUUCCGAGUGUUUUGUCCAAACCGAUGCAAGAAGUCUUUCAAUAUAAUGUAGCAGAGCAUGUUGGUCAAGUUCUUGCUGGUGAAAAUGAAGGAUUGCCUUGAUGUUUAUAUGUACGAUGUUCUAAUGAUAAUUCUCUGUAUAAUCUAAUCGAUCAGCCCCACUUCUCCGCACUUCCCCUUUUUC